Messenger RNA from Colletotrichum orchidophilum, 261 nucleotides. RefSeq lists its product as uncharacterized. The record is from RefSeq and is a predicted model, not a curated record. NCBI's taxonomy places the organism in Eukaryota, Fungi, Ascomycota, Sordariomycetes, Glomerellales, Glomerellaceae. The coding region runs from base 1 to 261 and encodes 86 amino acids. The transcript has a single exon.
AUGGCGGCGACGGCGCACCAGGCAGAGGGUGGCACGGGUGGGGAGACGAGAAGGAAGACAUCCUCCUUUCUUGUUUCCCCGGGGCAUCCCCGUACAUUUGCCUGCGCGCGCCUUGGUCCGCCCUGGACCCUGAUAGAGGGGAGAGAUGGCGAGGACGACGACACUCUCAGUCCUGUGAGGAAACCUCGAAAGGAGUGUGCGAGAGACCGAGAGUGGAUAUUCAAGCCGACGGCCCCGCAGAGCGGCUUCCGCGCACUGUGA